Molecule: messenger RNA, 4588 nt
Organism: Cheilinus undulatus (humphead wrasse)
Lineage: Eukaryota; Metazoa; Chordata; Actinopteri; Labriformes; Labridae
Gene: cpt1ab
Product: carnitine palmitoyltransferase 1Ab (liver)
Exons: 20
Coding region: 563-2881 (772 amino acids)
Biological process (GO): carnitine metabolic process; fatty acid metabolic process
Cellular component (GO): mitochondrion
Molecular function (GO): carnitine O-palmitoyltransferase activity
Source: RefSeq, a predicted model, not a curated record
AGAAUUACAUUUUCCUCAAAAUGCAUUGUAUCUAUCAUACUAUAACAAAACACAGUCUAAAUUCUACAGGAUUUGAACUAUUCCACAUUCCCUUAUUAGACUGAAUCUUAUUUUGUUCUGUAUAUAGGGCCUAUACCGUACACAUGGGGCACAUAGAGUACUUGGUACAUCGUGUCUGUUUCCACACUCUUGUCUCUGCAUUUCUUACCUGAUGUCCUCAUAAAACCCCGUCAUAACCACAUUAGGCCUCAAGGGGGCGCUGCUCCUAUUAGGACGCUUUCUGAAGACCACUAAAAGAGGCUGUCCUUGUGUACAAGUCUGUGCUCCCAUUCAUGCAGAGUGUAAAGCAGUCCCCGCCGACAGGCUAGCCGUGUCUCAUCCUCGUCUAAACAGAAAGCCCAGCUUCCUUGGACUGAUAGAAAGGGCCGUUUCUGCUGCACAGGGUGGAUCAUGUGACGUUGGAAAGUAGCAUGGGGGAAGGGACUGACUACCGAAACACUCCGCUCUGUGGAUGCUGCUACCUCCGAUGACUGAAAAUUGACCCUGUUUAGAAGUAGCCACCAUGGCAGAAGCUCAUCAGGCGGUGGCCUUUCAGUUCACCGUCACCCCCGAUGGUAUUGAUCUCCAGCUGUGCCAUGAGGCGCUACGCCAGAUCUACCUCUCUGGCCUCCACUCCUGGAAGAAACGCUUCAUCCGCUUCAAGAAUGGGGUGAUGACAGGUGUGUACCCAGGCAGCCCUGCUGGCUUCAUGGUGGUUGUGGUGUCCUACAUGUCCUACAAUAAAUACCAAAAGCUGGAUCCAUCCCUGGGGUUGAUUGCCAAGCUGGGCCAACACGUACCAAUCAGUCGAUACAUGUCCACAGACAGCCAGAAGAUAGUUGGAGGAGUUCUGGUGGGGACGGGCCUGUGGGUCACCAUAAUCAUGAUCAUGAGGAAUGUUCUCAAGUGCCUGCUGUCAUGGCACGGCUGGAUGCGGUCACGACAUGGCUCUGUAUCGUGGACCACUCGUGCGUGGAUGUUAUUAGUGAAGGUGUUUUCUGGCAGGAAGCCAAUGCUCUACAGUUUCCAGAACUCUUUACCACGGCUACCUGUUCCCACAGUCAAGGACACCUGCACGAGGUACCUGGAGUCGGUGCGCCCUCUGAUGGAAGAUGAGCAGUAUGAGCGGAUGAAGGGUUUGGCUAAAGACUUUGAGAAGAAUUUGGGUCCCAGACUGCAGUGGUAUCUCAAACUCAAGUCCUGGUGGGCCUCCAACUAUGUCAGCGACUGGUGGGAGGAGUAUAUUUACCUUAGGGGUCGUGGGCCUAUUAUGGUCAACAGCAACUACUAUGCCAUGGACUUCCUGUACGUGUUCCCCACCCCAAUCCAGGCUGCCCGGGCAGGUAAUGCCAUCCAUGCUAUCAUGCUGUACAGGAGAAAACUGGACAGAGCCCAGAUCAAGCCAAUUUACUUGCUGGCAAACAAGGUUCCUCUGUGCUCGGCUCAAUGGGAGCGGAUGUUUAACACCACCCGCAUCCCUGGUUUGGAGACAGAUGUAGUUCAGCACAUGAAUGAGAGCAAACACAUAGCUGUGUACCACAAGGGACGCUUCUUCAAAGUGUGGAUGUUUUAUGACGGGCGGCUGCUGUUGCCUAGGGAGAUAGAGCAGCAGAUGGAGAGGAUCUUGGCUGACAAAUCAGAACCUUUGCCAGGCGAGGAGAAACUAGCCGCUCUGACUGCAGGGGAAAGGACUCCAUGGGCCAAAGCUCGUGAGGCCUACUUCAGCCGUGGUAAGAACAAGCAGGCUCUGGACGCCAUCGAGAAGGCUGCCUUCUUUGUGACCCUCGAUGACACGGAACAGCGCUUUGAAGAGUCCAACCCAGUCAAGUCUCUGGACAGUUACGCCAAGUCUCUGCUCCAUGGAAAGUGCCAUGACAGGUGGUUUGAUAAAUCCUUUAAUCUGAUAGUCUUUAAGAACGGCACCAUGGGACUGAACGCAGAGCACUCCUGGGCAGAUGCCCCGAUCAUUGGCCAUCUAUGGGAGCAUGUCCUGUCCAUGGACCCUGUUAAGCUGGGAUACACAGAGGAUGGUCACUGCAAUGGGACGCCCCACCCCAACCUGCCAGGUCCUCAGAGGCUACAGUGGGAGAUCCCCGCUGAGUGCCAGGAGGAAAUUGAGAGCUGUCUGACAGUGGCCAGGACUCUGGCUGAUGAUGUGGACUCUCAUAUUUUCCCCUUCAGUGACUUUGGGAAGGGUCUGAUUAAGAAGUGCCGCACCAGUCCUGAUGCCUUCAUCCAGAUCGCCCUCCAGUUGGCCCAUUACAGGGACAAAGGAAAGUUCUGCCUGACGUACGAAGCCUCCAUGACCCGGUUGUUCCGUGAGGGCCGAACAGAAACUGUGCGCUCCUGCACCAUGGAGACGUGUGCCUUUGUCCGCUCCAUGAUCAGAGAUGAAACAAGAGAGGAGCGUCUGAAGUUGCUCAAACAGGCAGCGGAAAAGCACCAAAACAUGUACCGCCUGGCAAUGACAGGACAGGGCAUCGAUCGUCACCUUUUCUGCCUCUACGUGGUUUCCAAAUACCUGGGAGAAGACUCAGCCUUCCUCAAGGAGGUCCUGUCUGAACCUUGGAGGCUGUCCACCAGCCAGACACCUCUGCAGCAGCUUGAACUGUUUGAUCUGGUGAAACAUCCUGAAUAUGUGUCCUCUGGAGGCGGAUUUGGCCCUGUUGCGGAUGAUGGUUAUGGUGUCUCUUACAUCAUUGUUGGUGAGAACCUCAUCAAUUUCCACAUCUCCAGCAAGCAUUCAAGCCCAGAAACUGAUUCCCACCGUUUUGGCGGCAACAUCAGACAGGCCAUGCUGGACAUGCUGGAGCUCUUCCAGCUCAACAAGAAAACCAACUAAAAUGCUAGAAGUUGUUUGUAGAAAAACAUAUAUUCUUCCCGAAGCUUGUACAGAAUCAAAUGUUGGAUUUGGGGUUAUUUUAAGUUAACUGUCUGGAAAUAAGUACGAUUGAGAGGUAUUUGGAACCAUUUCUGUCUGUGUGUGUGUGUGAGGCGUUUUUGUGUACUGUAUGUAUAGGCAAGGUGAGAUUCAGGUGGUGUUAGGUACAGGUAGUGCACAGAUCAAAGUUUUUAUUUCCAGAACUGUACGCACCAGUGCCUUAGAGACCACAAAUGUAAAAUAAAAAAGGGCAGAAAGGGAGGAAGAAAAGUAGAGCUGCUGUAGUCUGAGAUCAGCUCUGUUUUGACAUUUCAGCUGAAGGAGAGUGAAGUAGCAUCAUCCAAUAUUUGAAUCACAUUUUAAGUUGAGAGAUGGUGCAAUAUUUCUACUAGUUUUUGUCCUAGUGUUGAAAAUCCUUUGGAUAAUUUCAAGUUUUCUUCUUAAUGGCAGCACCUGAGUCACAUGGAUCUGGCCAAAGGAGCAAGUCAAUGUCAAAUAUCGUUAAAAGGCGCAUGUUGCUUUGUGUCCCAUUAUUUCACAUGAUGUAGUUUAAGUAGCUUGAUAUGCAAAGCUGAACAGUGAUCCUCUACUGACAGAUGCAAAAAGUAGAUCUUUACUGAGAGGAAUUACUGUCAGCGUGGAUACCAGCUCAAAAGGUAGGGAGCUAUUGCUAUCAUCUAAUCAAAGGACACUCAUUUCUUUUUUACUCAAGCUUGCAGCUUGUGUUUUUUUUAGCUGCAAUGUUUCAUGAGGUAGUGGCAUGGGAAGAUCAUGUUCAUGUGUGCAUAUGUUUUUUGUUUUUUCUUCCAUUCUCAGGUUUUAUUAACUUAGCCUAAUAUUCUGGGAGUUCUGGCUAGAGCAUUUGAAGGAAAUACUUACAAUGCAGUACAAUAUGACCACGAUAGGUAGUGUAACAAGUUUGCUGUGGAGGUGAAGGAUCGACAAGACAGUGUGUGUCUGAGGUGAAUCUCACAAACCGACAGUGACUUGUUUUUUUUUUUUUUUUCCAGCUCCUUGUGUUAAAAAGGGGGGUUAACUGUACUUUUAACUCUGUCUUGCACUCCAUUACUGGCCCUUUAGUUCAAAAAUAAAAUACCUAACUAUUAUGGUAGCCUUUUGUCAAAUCAACAUGGAUGUAAACUAAUGAGCUAAUUGUAAAGUCGUCAGUAAAAUGGUGUUGCAGCUGUAAAGAUGAAAAGCAGAAUCGCCUAACAGCUCGUAAUGUCUCAGUACAGUAGGAUAUCAUUGUUUCUGUUGGGUUCAUGUUAGGAAGUGCAGAUAUACACAGGCUGUCAUGUUGUUGGAAUGCAUUUCUGUUAUGUAUAUGUUGUCAGUUCGUAUUAUUUAUUUUCUUUUAGGUUUUACUUAAUUCACAAAACAGAAAAAUGCAGAAUGAUCAGCACUAAGUUAAAGCAUUGUGAAUUGAAGAAUAAGAAACAACGAAAUGCUUCCUUUUAUUUAAAACAUGACAGUUCUAUUAUCCCAGACUUCACCAGUACAUUGUAGUUGUACGACUUUUUAUCUCAAUAGACCUCAUGUUUACGAUGCUGCAUGGUUUUUGAAGAUUAAGCUGUAUAUGUUUGCCUUUAAUUUAAAGAUGUGUAAAAAGACAAGCAGCUGAUAUACCAAAACAUGUUUUAACAAUAAAGUGAAUGUCUGACAGCUGUA